This is a messenger RNA of Odocoileus virginianus texanus, 1918 nucleotides long. RefSeq names its product C-type lectin domain family 3 member A (gene CLEC3A). Lineage: Eukaryota; Metazoa; Chordata; Mammalia; Artiodactyla; Cervidae. Gene Ontology annotation, biological process: ossification. The record is from RefSeq and is a predicted model, not a curated record.
UGUGGCUGUGAAGUCUACUCGGCCCUUAGUACUCCGGAGGCGCUGGCACGGUGGCUGUCAGACUUGCCCCAGAGCCAUGGCAAAGAAUGGACUUGUAAUUUACAUCCUGGUUAUCACCUUGCUCCUGGACCAGACCAGCUGCCAUGCAUCCAAGUUCAAAGCCAGGAAGCACAGCAAACGCCGAGUGAAAGAAAAGGAUGGAGACUUGAAGAUUCAAGUGGAAAAGCUCUGGAGAGAAGUCAAUGCCUUGAAGGAAAUGCAAGCCCUGCAGACAGUCUGUCUCCGAGGCACAAAAUUUCACAAGAAGUGCUACCUUGCCGCGGAAGGCUUGAAGCACUUCCACGAAGCCAAUGAAGACUGUAUUUCCAAGGGCGGGACCCUGGUUGUCCCCAGAAGCACCGAUGAAAUCAACGCCCUCCGAGACUAUGGUAAAAGGAGCCUGCCGGGGGUCAAUGACUUUUGGCUGGGCAUCAACGACAUGGUCACAGAAGGCAAGUUUGUCGACGUCAAUGGGCUUGCCAUCUCCUUCCUCAACUGGGACCAGGCACAGCCUAACGGUGGCAAGCGGGAAAAUUGUGCCCUCUUCUCGCAGUCAGCUCAGGGCAAGUGGAGUGACGAGGCCUGUCGUAGCAGCAAGAGGUACAUAUGUGAGUUCACCAUCCCUCAAUAGACCCUUCUCAGGUGCAUCUGCCCAGAAGGAUCGGUCAUGUUUUAUAGGCUGAUGGUUCUCAAGAAUGAGUCAAAAUUGUCAUAGGGGAGGCUAUGUCCCUAGGAAUACGAGAGACAGCCAAGUUUGCUAGCAAACUGUAUUGUGAUUUUUGCCCUCCACGGGGAAUGGGGGAUCGGAAAAUAACCAUUCCGUCACGUACACACUGCUCAAGUAGCUUCUGCAAAAUCGGCUAUUAGACCUUUCUCAUUCCUGGUCCCUCUUCUUGUACAGACCAGGUGUGUAUUGAAAAGACAAUAGUCAGAAAAGCAAGCUGUAGGCUACCUGGAAGAUUUUCUGUUGAAGGUUUCAUAUGUAUUUGAGUCAUGAGGUGCUACAUAAUCCCAAACCUUUUCCGUCUGAUGCGCAGUCUGCUCCCUCCUCAUGAUAGCAUCCUAUUAGCCCAUCGCCCUUUCUUUGAGUUGCAGCAUCCCCUGGUGGGACAUGUAACUGCUCCGUCACGUAGAUACAUGGAAGUCCUAUAUAGGUUCUGGUUUAACUCUGUUUUCUUCAAACCCACCCCACUCCUGCCCCUGCCCCCAGUGAUAAACACAUCUUUUUUUUCUUUUAAGUUCCCAGUAAAGAUCUGAAAGGAAAUGUUAAGGCAGCAUAUUUGGUCAAUUUCCACCCCAGUAUUACAUUACAGUUUCCAACUUGAAUAGGUAAACCUAAAGCAGAACAGAGUAGCAGACUGUACAGAAAAAGAAAUUUUUCAAGGGCUCCUUCUUCCCCUGCUUUAGUGUACCCUCUUUUAUGAAAUCAACAGUGGAUAUUAUACAUCUUUGUUUCCUUUUUUAAAAAACAUAUUUUACACACAUAUAUAUUUUAACAAUCAUAUAUUUAAGUCUAUUGGAGAAAAAUCUAUAUUUAGAUCGAAAGUUGGAAGUUGGAUUUAAAUUAUAUUAUUUGAGUUACAUGUAUAUCUAUACUAUUUUUUUUUUUAUUCUGCCAAGUGCUGCUCCCACUAAAUUGUUUAGAUUGUGUAAUGUAAUGUCAUUGCUUAAUACGAAAUUAUGAAGUUAAGGCUUGGGGGAAAUGGGUUUUUUAGAAGCAAACAAUUCUAGGUAUAGUCUGUUCUUCAAAUAAACAUCUUUUCUUCCCCUUUAAAUGUUGAAUAUGUUUUGGGAACAAAAUUCUUCUUUAUAAGCUUAAUUAUGUAUGCUUGGAAUUAAGCUUUAGUUCUUCACACUGCACAACAAUAAUAAAGCCUGA